ACCCGCCGGGCCUCCCCGGCCGCGGGGAGGCUGCUGGCACCAAGGCGGGCCGAGGGCUGCUCCAACGCCCACCUUCACGGCGGCGCCGGCGGGCCCCCAGGGGGUCCCGGCGGCGGCAGCGGUGGGGGUAGCAGCGGCGCUGGCGGCGGCGGUAGCAGCAGCAGCAGCAGCAGCAAGAAAUCCAAAGAGCAAAAGGCGCUGCGGCUCAACAUCAACGCCCGAGAGCGCCGGCGGAUGCACGACCUGAACGACGCGCUGGAUGAGCUGCGCGCGGUGAUCCCCUACGCGCACAGCCCCUCGGUGCGCAAGCUCUCCAAGAUCGCCACGCUGCUGCUCGCCAAGAACUACAUCCUCAUGCAGGCACAGGCCCUGGAGGAGAUGCGGCGCCUGGUCGCCUACCUCAACCAGGGCCAGGCCAUCUCGGCCGCCUCGCUCCCCAGCUCCGCGGCGGCGGCGGCGGCGGCCGCUGCCCUGCACCCGGCGCUGGGCGCCUACGAGCAGGCUGCGGGCUACCCGUUCAGCGCCGGGCUGCCCCCGGCGGCCUCUUGCCCGGAGAAGUGCGCCCUGUUCAACAGCGUCUCCUCCAGCCUCUGCAAACAGUGCACGGAGAAGCCUUAAACACCCCCCUGAGAAACAUAAGACCGACCCAAAAGCUAGAGGAAAGGGAAACGCUGCCCCCACCCCCUUUAUUUUGGUCCUCUGGUAGUUGUGAAACAUUUGCAGAGCAAACAAAGCAGAGGCGAGAACUGAGGAGACGUAUCAGAGACACACGGGACUUGAGCCUUGACAUCCCCAGAAUCUCGGUCUUCGGAGUGGGAGGGAGGGAGGAAGGAAGGAGGUGGAGUUGAGCUGAAGUAUGGAUGUCUUUUUUCUCAGAAAAGUGGCAACUUUGGUGGCAGCCUAGAACGCCAGGAAGCAGUUUUCCUUUAAGGUUAAAAAUAAGUUUGAAAAGUAGUCGCUUGGGUAUAAAGUGUGGAGAAUAUUGAUACUAAUCUUACUAAUAAUUGUGAGUUUGGCUAGUGCUGAGGGGGAGAGGAGUCUGGGGUUGGGUGGCCUGUAGGACGGAAUAUUCAUUCAGACAAAUCAGAAAGGGCACUUGAAAAUAAAUUUUGAUUCUGAGCCAGGAGAAAAACAUGGAAGGUAGAUUUAUUUAAGUGAAAAGAAAAAAGGGAGAGACACGUUGCUAUGAAAGACUUUGUAUUUUUUAUUGUCUCUGAACUGUGAAAACGCUCAAAAGUUUUUGGCAAGAGUGAUAUAAAAAAAAACUGUGGCUGAAAGAAUUGCAUUUAAAAAUAUUUAUGUGCACCUUGUUACUUUCCACUCUGCAAUGAUGUAUUAACCAUUCAUGGUAUUUAUUUGUUACUCUUCAAUGACCCACAUCAACAGUAUUUAUCAUGUGUAAGGUCAUGGGUCUUAUGUGCAGAUUUUUUUAAUGCCUCUAAAAUUCUGUUUUAUAGAUUAACUUAUACUGUGUGCCAAGUGUUUAAAAGGUUUAUUUGCCAACAAGUAUGAAGAGACCUAUUGAUGUAUCUGAGCCGCUUAGGUUUAUCAAAGGUCACCUGGAUUUUUUCAGUUGCAUCAUCCCUGUAUUUAAAUUGAGCUUUAAUAAAUUGCUUCAGUCCAAAAAUUACAGGAAAGGUGUAUUCUUAAUUGAUGAAUGAAUUGAUCUCUUUUUUUGAAAGGGGACUCCUUUGCAUUCUUAAAGGGAAAAACAUCACAGCAAUAGAACCUAUAAGUAAGACCAUGCUAAGCAAAUAUUUUUCCAGGCUGUGCUGUGCAUUUUUAAAAGCUCUAAUUUAAUUGCUUUUAAUAUAUAUGUACAUAUAUAAGUUAUUUUAAUUGUGGAGAAUUAUUUAAGUUAAAAGACUGGUUUGAUUUGCCUAUGGUGUGAAAUCCUUUGUUAUUUUUCUAAGAAAAAAAUAAAAUAAAAUUUAAAAACAAAGCUAAGGAAGAGCAAGAAGCUAUUUACCCAAAGUGAGCUUUCGGUUUUAGUUUGCAUGGCUGUUUGCCUGCCUUUCUAUCCUACAAAAAUCAAGAAAUCCUUUUUUUUUUAAAAAAAAUGGAGUCCUGCUAUUUUCCACUCCUUGCAGAUAAUACAAGUUUAGUUUGUCAGGUUAUGGCGAGCUGGGAGCUGUGAUGGAUCUAUUGGUGGGUUUGGGAUGUAUAAAGAAUGAUAUAUAUUCAAUAGGUCAAUCAGACUAUGACAGCUAUGUAUAACCAUUUGUAUGUGUAUCUAUGUCAGAAAGAAUCUUUAUUAAAAUAUUUUGAUCAAACA
Molecule: messenger RNA, 2275 nt
Organism: Myotis lucifugus (little brown bat)
Lineage: Eukaryota; Metazoa; Chordata; Mammalia; Chiroptera; Vespertilionidae
Gene: BHLHE22
Product: basic helix-loop-helix family member e22
Molecular function (GO): protein dimerization activity
Source: RefSeq, a predicted model, not a curated record